UCAAAAUGGCUAUAACUGAAUCCCCUGUGAUAAAGAGUUCUAUAGUGAAAGAGGUCCCGGCCGGAGGCACCGCUGUGCUGACGUGCAACAGCAAUGAUUUCAACCACAAUUUUAUGUUUUGGCUGUUUGGCAAAGACAAGGUGAUUGGCCCUGACAAUCAUUAUGAUGAAAGAAAGUACAAGUAUGAAGUGCUAUCUGGAAAACUUCACAUUGAUAAUGUUACUCCAGCCGAGUCUGGUUAUUACAAAUGCAUCUCGAAGAAGCUUGAUGGCUCAGGGAUUGCAGUCGGGCAGGUUGAGAUGAUUGUCUCUGGUUCUACAUUCUCCACCAUCGAGGCUGUGAAGCUGAUUGCUAUUGUUGUGUCCAUCAUUGUGCUGAUCAGCUGUGCUGUGCUGUACUGGAGACUGAGGAAGGACUGGAACAAAUAUGAUGGCCGUGCUAUUGUACCAGUUGAUGACAUGGAAGAAGAUGAUGGGGAUGAGGUGUAUAACCCAACCACAGUGACUUCUAAACACCAACCGGUGGCCGGGCCCAGCCGAGGACCAAGUAGAAACCCAUCAUCGGAGCAUCUCCUCUACGGCAUAGAUAAUCAGGGCUUGGAUACAGACUUCAACUCCGUGUUUGAAAAUAUUCAAAUUAAAUCACCACAUGCCAGUUUAAUAUAAUUUAUUCCGCUUAAAAUAUAAUUUUGUAUUUGACAAUCACAAAGUAACAGUAAGGUAGAUUGACAGAUUCAAUGGAGUUUACUAAUAUAUUGUUGAAAUCAUUUCUGUUUCAUGUUGAUUGGUAAAUGCUACUGUAAAUUGUUAUAGGUAGGUAAGAAAAAUUUAAUUAUAUCAGCAACUUAAGAAUAUUA
Cydia fagiglandana is the source of this 856-nucleotide messenger RNA. RefSeq lists its product as uncharacterized. Lineage: Eukaryota; Metazoa; Arthropoda; Insecta; Lepidoptera; Tortricidae. The record is from RefSeq and is a predicted model, not a curated record. The transcript has 3 exons. The coding region runs from base 6 to 665 and encodes 219 amino acids.